Molecule: messenger RNA, 1752 nt
Organism: Fusarium keratoplasticum
Lineage: Eukaryota; Fungi; Ascomycota; Sordariomycetes; Hypocreales; Nectriaceae
Product: ATP synthase subunit alpha
Exons: 7
Coding region: 94-1752 (552 amino acids)
Biological process (GO): proton motive force-driven ATP synthesis; proton transmembrane transport
Molecular function (GO): ATP binding; proton-transporting ATP synthase activity, rotational mechanism; ADP binding
Source: RefSeq, a predicted model, not a curated record
GCAGCACCGCACUCCCCAAUCUCCCCUCCCUCCAAUUGCACCUGGCUGCAAUUGCUCUCCUUUCAUCUCCAAACCUCCCGUACCUCUCUUAAUAUGUUCCGGAACGCCCUCCGACAGUCGACGCGCGCCGUCGGCGCUGUCUCUGCUGCUGGCAGGGUCGCCGCGGUCCGAAAUGCCGCACCCGCCUCCAUCAACGCUGCCCGAUACUACGCCUCCGACGCCAAGGCUACUCCCACUGAGGUCUCUUCCAUCCUCGAGCAGCGAAUCCGUGGUGUCCAGGAGGAGUCCGGUCUCGCUGAGACUGGCCGUGUCCUUUCCGUCGGUGAUGGUAUCGCCCGUGUGCACGGCAUGGCCAACGUCCAGGCUGAGGAGCUUGUCGAGUUCGCCUCUGGCGUCAAGGGCAUGUGCAUGAACCUCGAGGCCGGCCAGGUCGGUGUUGUGCUUUUCGGUUCCGAUCGUCUCGUCAAGGAGGGUGAGACUGUCAAGCGUACCGGCGAGAUUGUGGAUAUCCCCGUCGGCCCUGAGAUGCUCGGCCGUGUCGUCGACGCUCUCGGCAACCCCAUUGACGGCAAGGGUCCCAUCCCCACCAAGGAGCGACGCCGUGCUCAGCUCAAGGCUCCCGGCAUUCUGCCCCGAAAGUCUGUCAACGAGCCCGUCCAGACUGGUCUCAAGUCCAUCGACGCCAUGGUUCCCAUCGGCCGUGGCCAGCGUGAGCUGAUCAUUGGUGACCGUCAGACCGGCAAGACUGCCGUUGGUCUCGACACCAUCCUCAACCAGAAGCGCUGGAACAACAGCAGCGACGAGAAGAAGAAGCUCUACUGCGUCUACGUUGCCGUCGGCCAGAAGCGAUCCACCGUCGCCCAGCUCGUCAAGACUCUUGAGGAGAACGACGCCAUGAAGUACUCCAUCGUCGUUGCUGCCACCGCCUCCGAGGCCGCUCCUCUUCAGUACCUCGCUCCCUUCACCGGUGCCUCCAUUGGUGAGUGGUUCCGUGACAAUGGCCGACACUCUCUUGUCAUCUACGAUGAUCUUUCCAAGCAGGCCGUCGCCUACCGACAGAUGUCUCUGCUUCUCCGACGUCCCCCUGGACGUGAGGCUUACCCCGGUGACGUUUUCUACCUCCACUCUCGUCUCCUCGAGCGUGCUGCCAAGAUGAACGACAAGCUCGGUGGUGGUUCCAUGACUGCCCUUCCCGUCAUUGAGACCCAGGGUGGUGAUGUGUCUGCCUACAUUCCCACCAACGUCAUUUCCAUCACCGACGGUCAGAUCUUCCUGGAGUCUGAGCUUUUCUACAAGGGUAUCCGACCUGCCAUCAACGUCGGUCUUUCCGUCUCGCGUGUCGGCUCCUCUGCCCAGCUCAAGGCCAUGAAGCAGGUUGCUGGUUCCCUGAAGCUUUUCUUGGCCCAGUACCGUGAGGUCGCUGCUUUCGCCCAGUUCGGUUCCGAUCUUGAUGCCGCCACCAAGCAGACUCUGAGCCGUGGUGAGCGUCUCACCGAGCUCCUCAAGCAGAAGCAGUACUCCCCCAUGGCCGUCAACGAGAUGGUUCCCCUCAUCUUCGCCGGUGUCAACGGUUACCUUGACAACGUUCCCGUCGGCAAGAUCCUCCAGUGGGAGUCUGACUUCCUUGCCCACCUCAAGACCAACGAGGCCGACCUCAUUGCCACCAUUGACAAGGAGGGUGCCCUGUCCAAGGAGACCGAGGCCAAGCUCCGUGACGUCGUCCAGACAUUCGUCAAGAGCUUCCUGGGUUAA